Aquila chrysaetos chrysaetos is the source of this 475-nucleotide messenger RNA. RefSeq names its product translation initiation factor IF-2-like. The record is from RefSeq and is a predicted model, not a curated record. The coding region runs from base 72 to 449 and encodes 125 amino acids. NCBI's taxonomy places the organism in Eukaryota, Metazoa, Chordata, Aves, Accipitriformes, Accipitridae. The transcript is spliced from 2 exons.
GCCAACACAAGGGAAGCAAAAGUGUUCAUGAAACACGAGUUUUCGUAGCUCUAGAACAGAGGGAUGGUGGAAUGCACUGCAAGAUUCGGCAGGACCGUGGCUGCGGGCCGCUCUUCGCCCUCCUGCCGCCUCCCUCGGGAGGGCCCGGCGGCGUCCGGGUGCGCCCUCACCGGCCCCGCGGCGGCGGCGGGAGGAGGGCCCGGCCCAACCCGCCGCCGCGCCUGCUCGGAAGCAGAGGAGGCGGCUCGGGCUCGCCCGAGGGCGCCGCGGAGGUGCUGCCGCUCCCGGGGCUGCAAAGCGGACGGGUCUGUGCGACGAAAGGCACGCCCGCUGCCGGGAAGAAGGGUGCGAGCCGUGCCUGCCCAGGCACCCGGCGCCUCCCAGCAUCGCUGCCUCUCGCCGCCGACGCCGGGAAGGGGUCAGCUCCCAGCGCCCACCCGCCGGCGUGAGCCUGGUGCAGACCGUCUAUGAAUGG